Molecule: messenger RNA, 1528 nt
Organism: Salvia miltiorrhiza (redroot sage)
Lineage: Eukaryota; Viridiplantae; Streptophyta; Magnoliopsida; Lamiales; Lamiaceae
Product: thioredoxin reductase NTRB-like
Exons: 2
Coding region: 249-1361 (370 amino acids)
Biological process (GO): removal of superoxide radicals
Cellular component (GO): cytoplasm
Molecular function (GO): thioredoxin-disulfide reductase (NADPH) activity
Source: RefSeq, a predicted model, not a curated record
UAUAUGUUUUUUGUUUUUUCAAAAAGAAAAAUAUCAGUCCAUCGUUAAACCAUCUCUCAUCUUUCAAAACCAAACGUUGAAGACUUGUGAUAGAACAGACUUGACACUUACCCUAAAAAUCAUAAAAGAAUAAUUUAAAUAUGAACACAAUACAAAAGCAAAACCCUAGUUCAAAACCUUGACCCGCUCAAUUUCAAUUGAAAUCCCAAUUCUCAAAAUCACCAUUUAAGUAUAUUUUACACCCACAAAUGACCCAUAACUGUUUCUCCAAAUUCCUCCACACUCUCAAGAAAGCCCGCAACCUUAUUGGCGUCGCCGCCCUAUCCACCACCACCACCGCCGCCGCCACAGCUGCAGCUUCCCCCAAGUUCUCAGCCAUGGAAGGCGACCUUCAGACCCUCAAAACCCGCGUUUGCAUCGUCGGCAGCGGCCCCGCCGCCCACACCGCCGCGAUCUACGCCGCCCGCGCCGAGCUCAAGCCCAUUCUCUUCGAGGGCUGGAUGGCCAACGACAUAGCCCCCGGCGGCCAGCUCACCACUACCUCAGAGGUGGAGAAUUUCCCCGGUUUCCCUGAAGGGAUUGGGGGGAUUGACCUGAUGGAAAAGUGCCGCGCGCAGUCUGUUAAAUUUGGGACGCAGAUUUUCACCGAGACUGUCUCCAAGGUCGAUUUUUCCGGCUUUCCGUUUAAAAUUUUUAGUGAUUCUAGGACUGUUCUCGCUGAUUCUGUGAUUCUAGCAACUGGCGCUGUUGCGAAACGCCUCAACUUCCCCGGCUCCGAUACCUUUUGGAAUCGAGGGAUUUCUGCCUGCGCCGUGUGUGAUGGCGCGGCGCCUAUUUUCCGCAAUAAACCACUUGCGGUUAUUGGUGGUGGUGAUUCUGCUAUGGAGGAAGCUAACUUCUUAACCAAGUAUGGCUCCAAGGUCUACAUUAUUCAUCGUAGGAACGAGUUUCGGGCUUCGAAGAUAAUGCAGAACAGAGCACAAACGAAUCCAAAGAUUGAAGUGCUGUGGAAUUCGGUGGUGACUGAGGCGUAUGGGGAAAGAACUUUGGGAGGAUUGAAGGUUAAGAAUGUGCAAAGUGGGGAGGUUUUGGAUUUGGCUGUUUCUGGUUUGUUUUUCGCAAUUGGGCAUGAGCCUGCCACCAAGUUUCUGGAUGGGCAGCUGGAAUUGGAUUCGGAUGGAUAUGUAAUCACGAAGCCUGGCACCACAUAUACCAGCGUUAAGGGUGUUUUUGCUUGUGGUGAUGUUCAGGAUAAGAAAUACCGGCAAGCUAUUACUGCUGCUGGCAGCGGCUGUAUGGCAGCAUUAGAUGCAGAACAUUACCUUCAAGAGAUUGGUUCUCAAGAGGGUAAGAGUGAUUGAGCAUUAAAGCUUGUUGGAAUUAGACUGAAUGAAUAUUAAAGACAUUUCAAAUUUAGGAAAGAAAAACUAGCCAUGAUGCUAGCCUUAUUUUAUUAUCCGAUAUUGGUGCUGACUAUUUAUGAUUGAAGAACAAAUAUUCAUUUAUGAAGUAUAAUUUAUUAUUUUCA